Messenger RNA from Serendipita indica DSM 11827, 2994 nucleotides. Lineage: Eukaryota; Fungi; Basidiomycota; Agaricomycetes; Sebacinales; Serendipitaceae. The record is from the annotation of a GenBank genome assembly.
AUGCUGCACCCAACUUUUGCAGCAUAUCCUGGUCCUUUGCGCAAUGGAGGCCCAGCAGACGACAGCGACGAAGACACGCCGCUUCAAGGACGAGCAUAUGCAAGAACUCCGUUUCCUACCCAACGAAUGCUUGGGAGUCCUCCAGAAGAUACCGACAGCGAUGUCGUCGUUCCCGGUGGACGCCCACGAUCGUAUUCGAAUCCGACCCCAUCUCCGUUUGUAAACGGAAAUCCGGGGUCUGCCUUUGGCUCACCAGAAUACGAGCUGGGCCAGGUUGAGCGUGGGCCCUACAACCCUCCCCAGCCAGGCGUUAUGCCUGCGAAGUCUGCGUUACGUCAAUCAAGACGGGCGACCAUGGAUCAGCUACGAGGAGGACUACCAACGAUUAUAGGCUCUCCCUCGGUCCCCGGAUUGCCGCCCGACGCACUAUUUCCCAACGGUCAGCCUGUCCCUCCAGGCUAUCCAGUCCAACAACAAAGAAUGGGAUCCGUCAGAGGAACUCCCUAUGUUCUUCGUCCAGGAGGUAUGCCAACUCCAAUGAUGCACCCACAACAACAGACUCCGAGGGUCAUGUCUCCAAUGGGUUCGGGCAUGUUCCCUACUCCUGGACCACCUCAGAUGAUCCCAAUACCAACUUCAGGUAGGCCCAUGCAUCAGAUGUUUCCUGCCACGCCUCUCCCGCCAGGCAUCGGUCCGUACGGCAAGCCCCCGUCUCAACCUCCGGUCUCACUCUCUGGCAUGCGAACUCCCAUGCCAGCUAUGGGAGCAAGGCCGAUCCCACAUGUCCCCGGAGGUCACUCAGUGCCGGGGGCCAUGUCGAUGCCAGUCCUCCCUCAGCAAUGGCCAGCAUCAGCUCAACCGGAUAGGAGGCGUCGACGAAGGCACCGAAGGCGACGUGGUAAUGAGGACGACGAUGGAAGUGACAGCAGUGCGAGUUCUCGACAGGAACACCACAAUCCUCUUCCAGAGCCACCCCGGAUACUACCGAUGCCAGACGUCUCUCCGGAUGGCUCAAUCCGUGUGGAUUCUCCUCCGGCUACCAAUCCAUUUGGCAAACCUGAACCUCCUCCGAAACCACCGCCGAACCCUCUGCCCGUUCCACCCAAAUCGAUCAUCGCGGAAAAGAAUGCUAGCGCCGAGCUUGAGGCAGCUAAUGAAGCCGUCAAGCGUGCAAAGGAACAGACAGAGCUCGCAAAAGCAAAGGCGAUUCAACGCUUAGAGGCAGAAGCAUGGCGAGAGGCGGGCGUACCUAUUGGAGGCGACGAGGAGAACCCCGUCGUACCUCUGAUACCAGGUGUAACUGCGCCAGGCGUGCUUCCGACAGCUGCAGAGCCUCCUGUUACUCGAAAGAAGGCGCGACCUACUACAAUCAAAAAAGGAGAAAUGGUUAUGUCAAACGUCAAAACACGAAAGAGAGGGGAGGAGAGCGAGGAAGAAGAGGAGGAGCAAGAAGAAGAAAAGCCUCAUGGCACUAUAGCAUCUGGCAUUGGCUCUCUCUUCAAACGGAUCUCAACUAGACAUCGACCCGAAGCUCCAAAUGGUCCGCCACCUCCUGUUGCACCUAAGCCACCUCCCAAACGUGGCUCGAAGCAACCACCCCCUAGACCUCCGCCAUUACCCACCCACAAUAGCUUUGACAUGCCUCCAAACGAGCCCAUUAUCCCUCGGGGUACAAAGAGAAGCACCAUUGAUGCUCCAUUCCGCAGUCAGGUCAUUACUGCUGGACCGACACCGACCGCACAAGGAUUCCCGGCUAAUGGGCAGCCAAUGUCGUUUCAGGCGAAACCAGGAAUGCAACACCAGCCCAUAUACGAUCCAUCCACUCAAGAGUGGUAUGAUCCAACAAGUGGCCAAUGGUGGAACCCUAACACUCGCAAAUAUUAUCACAAACGAGCAGCGACGGUCGCGCCGUACGUGAGCGGUGUCAAGGGUGAAAAGGAAAAAGGCGGCGGUGGGUUGAUGAGCAUGUUGAAGCGUUGGACGACCAAUACGGCUCCGGACGAUCAACCACGACCCAUCACAGCCCAGUUGAUUAUGCCUGGUAGUCAGAGGGAUGGCGCGCCGCAGCAACCAAUUGUCGUGCUACCUGAUCACCCACACUCUGGAAGACAACGUCGUCGAACCGUAUCAGCUGGCGAGUCCGGCAUGCCCAUUAGCUGGUAUGGGAGCCGACAACGUCGACAAUCUGGACGCACAUCUACGCAGACACAUCAGCGGCCGCAAAUCCCGCCGUGGGGCUAUGGGCCUCAUGCGACGCCGUUGGACGGACAAACAGGGUUACCAACCGACAUGAUGAUGGGUGGACCUCCUGGCCACGUCGGACAAGGCAACAUUUACUUUUCGCGGAAAAAGGAUCCUUACGGCGCGUUCCGACUCGAUGCAGAUUAUCCCGUCUCCUGGGGUGGGUUAGAGGCGCCUGCGUUGAAUUGGUUCGAGAGUGGCAAGUUUGAAAACGUCACAACGGGCCUUGGGUCGCUCGGGAUGGGCACCGGAUGGACGCGGCCGUCGACACAGGCAGGCGACGUCACUGGAAGGGGCAGCUCCGGCAAACGCGGCGCAAAGCGCUUGUUGCGCGGGUUUCUGGGUGGGAAGAAGAGUGAAGAGGGAUUGAAGAAUUCCCGGAUGGAGUAUGCAAGGGCACGUACCGAGUAUAGUGAAAUGGUCCUCCGCGCUCGCGGUGCGCGCGAAGUCGACCGACUCGUCUCACAAUUUACGCUCGAGGGCGCACAGAGAGAGGACUGGGCUCAGGUUUAUCGGCCAAAGCUCGAUGAGAUCAACUUUCUCAAGUUCCAGCAAAAUGAAGUGCUGCUUAACAUGCUCCUUGGUACAGGCAAUGCGACGAUUAUCUUCAAUUCGGAGAAUGCAGAGCUUGGGGACGGUGGACAUGUCAAUGGCGCGACCGGUCACGGCCGAAACGAACUCGGACAUUCACUCAUGCGCGUCCGCGAAAUUCUUUUGGAUCGUUAUGCGGGAGACGAAGAGGAAGGGGCGUGA